Molecule: messenger RNA, 975 nt
Organism: Pseudoliparis swirei
Lineage: Eukaryota; Metazoa; Chordata; Actinopteri; Perciformes; Liparidae
Gene: mrpl43
Product: mitochondrial ribosomal protein L43
Exons: 3
Coding region: 124-579 (151 amino acids)
Biological process (GO): mitochondrial translation
Cellular component (GO): mitochondrial large ribosomal subunit
Molecular function (GO): structural constituent of ribosome
Source: RefSeq, a predicted model, not a curated record
GGAAAGGCACGUCCGUCAACUCGUCCUCUGCGCGUGUUGCUGCUAGCUGACAGUUAUUUGUGGCCCCGCGGCUCGUUUUAGAAUACCUUAAAUAAAAUAAAGCCCUGAAUUAACUUUUAAAAGAUGACGUCCAGAGGGACGCCGAGUCGCUUCCUGAAAAGCGUUCUCCAAAACGGUAUCGGUCGGUACGUCUGCCAGCUGAAACGAGUCUCCAUCAUCUUCUCUAAAAAAGCACAGAGCUCUUUGGGAGUCAGGGAUUUCAUUGAAGAAGGCGUGGUGGAUUAUGCCAAGAAGAACCCUUCUACUGUCGUGUAUGUGUCUCCUCAGUCAUGCCGGAUACCCAAAAUAGUUGCAGAAUACCUAAACGGCAGCGUGAGGGAAGAACUCGUCACAAGCAAAACGUCCCCGCAGAUUUUGGAGCUUUUGACCAAGCUGACCAAUCAGUCCGGCCUGGAGGUCAUCCGCAUCCGCAAGCCCUUCCACACAGACAGCCCCAGUAUCCAGGGCCAGUGGCACCCGUUCACCAACCGGCCCCCGUCCAUCGGCCCCAUCAGGCCACAGAACCCGGACGCAGAAUGAGGAACAGAGUUUGAAGCUAACGGUAUAAAUUAAUUGCAGAUUCUUGCAAUAUGUCGUUCUUUGAAGCUGUUAAAGUGUACGAUCUUAGCUAAAUCACAGGUCAAGUAUGUUUGCAGCAAUUUUCCACUAACGGCAGAAUAUCUUUCAUCUUGCCUUUUCUCUCUGGUGGUGGCGAACAAAGCUCCUGUAGCUGUGCAGAGAAGUGCACACAUCACCAGACUUUACAUGAAUCCACCAGAGGCGUGUCAACUGGCAUGUAUCAUAGUUAAAAAUAAAAGUAGAUAACAUUUUUUUAUUUUAUUCUUAAGGUUAUCGGAAGAUUCAUUUUGUUAAAGUGCAGCACGGAGCAGCUGGAACUUUGUAUGAAAUUUAAAAAAUAAAUAUUAUUGUGCAUUA